Ruditapes philippinarum (Manila clam) is the source of this 2065-nucleotide messenger RNA. RefSeq lists its product as uncharacterized. Gene Ontology annotation, biological process: DNA repair; telomere maintenance. The transcript has 5 exons. The coding region runs from base 81 to 1427 and encodes 448 amino acids. The record is from RefSeq and is a predicted model, not a curated record. NCBI's taxonomy places the organism in Eukaryota, Metazoa, Mollusca, Bivalvia, Venerida, Veneridae. Gene Ontology annotation, molecular function: DNA helicase activity.
CCUUAAACUUUUCUAAGAAAAUUUAAUGUAAAGAUAUGUUGUUUUAGAAAUUUUAUUUAUAGUAAAUAUUGUUGUAUUACAUGAUUUCUAAUGGUUGUUACCUGAUGUUAUCUUUUCAGACUUUCAAGGCUAUGACUGUCCAUAAAUGGAGUUGUUUAGGGGAUGGAAGAUAUUCAGCACAAGAGAUUAUGACUCUCAUUGAUGCAGGAGAUGACCACUACAUGGAAGCUGUCAGGAGAAUGAAACAAACGGAUAUUUUAAUCAUUGAUGAAGUAUCCAUGUUCAGUCAGGUUAUGUUUGAAAAGUUGGAAAGAGUCAUGAGACAUUCAAGGCAGUCACAUUGUUUAUUUGGUGGUGUACAAAUAGUACUAGUUGGUGACUUUUUACAACUUCCACCUGUAAAGAACUCCCGAUACUGUGAUGCUGGAGACUUUUGUUUUCUGUCUGAUGUAUUCCCAGUCCAUCACAUAUUUUUAACUGAGGUGAUGAGACAGACAGACAGUCAGUUUAUAAAUGUGGUACAUAGUAUUGCAAAAGGAGAUGUGGAUGAAGAGACUUUAAUAUAUGUCAAGAAACUUUGUAGACCUUUGAUCUGUACAGAAGAUACCACAAGAUUAUUCUGUGUAAACAUACUGGCUGACAUGUACAACAGGGACUGUCUUAUGGGACUUCCUGGAGAGAUUUAUGAAUUUGAGGCAAUUGAUGAAGGAGAAGAACGCCUUUUAAAUAGUCUUACUAUUCAGAAAACAUUGUGGCUAAAAAAAAAUGCAAAGGUCAUGCUACUGAGAAAUCUCUCCGACAGAAUGGUAAAUGGGUUGCAUGGUACAGUGUUAGAUAUAAAAGAAGGGGAAGUGGUUGUCAGAUUUCAAAGCUUAGACAUGGUUACCACAUUAACCAGGAUGAAUUUCGCAGUAUAUGAUCCAGCUACAAAGAGAAAUGAAGCAGUUAGGAAUCAGAUUCCAUUAAAACUCUGUUAUGCCAUGACUGUUCAUAAAGCUCAAGGAAUGACACUCAAUAGGGUUGAAGUUGACUGCAGACAAAUUUUUCAGCCGGGGCAGUUGGCUGUUGCGAUGAGCAGGGUGAAGUCACCUGAUCACUUAAGGGUUGUAAACUUCUCAAAAAGUGCUGUUAUUUCCCAACCAACAACAGUUCUUGAUUUAUUUCACAAGCAGUGGACUCCACCAGAGCCUGACUUUUCAUGUUGUAUUUUAAGAUUUCAAACAGAUUCCAGCAGUGAAACACCUGUGCUGCAACACUCGGAUGUUACACCAACUUCACAAUCUGACUUCCAGUGUGAAUUCACUCAAACAGAGCCAUUUUCUGAAUUUGAUGAUGAAUUACUUUUAAGUGUUGAUUUGGACAGUUUCACAUCUGUCAAAAUAAUGAAGAUGUCCCUGAAAUUUCUAUUCCAGCUGACCUUUUGUUAAUUGAGAAAGUUAAAGCUCUGAAAUUGGAUGAUCCCAGUAGACAAGAACAUGUUGUUUAUAAUCAGUUGGUAGAUUAUUUGCUUAUUAACACAGAAAAAUUGACAAUAUUUUGUAAAUUACAAUAUUCAUUCCUUAAACAAACUUUUGAAAAUUCUACGAAGGACAAACGAUAACUGAAGACCCAGGGUGCUUUUCACAAAGAAUUCCGGCUGCAUUUAAUAUCUGAUUCUUACAAAACAUAAAUAAUGAAUUUAUUGCCUGAGAAUGAUCAUGUGGAUAUUGUAUUAUAUGUGGGUUACGACAUCAUGUCAAUUUUAAAGAAAUAUAUUUCAGAAAAAGCUUCUGAAAACCUGCUAGAGCAUGAAUUUGCACCAGGGAGUAGUCAAAGACAUUUUAGUAGUGACAUGUCAGAUACAGCUAAAGGCAAAGUCCGAUAUAUUGGAGGAUAUGUGGUUGCAAAACUGUGUUAUCAAACCAAUUUAUUGAUUCAAAAAAGUGCAUUUAAAACAGCUAAAAAACAUGCUGAUCAGUAUGAGUUAUCAAAAAGAAGGGUUAAAUUUCUUCAGUUCUUAACUUGCUCCGAGGCAUCAACAUAAAAAAAUCCUGAAACUCUACUGGAAACAUCAAGAAAACAGAAC